This is a messenger RNA of Eruca vesicaria subsp. sativa (arugula), 1635 nucleotides long. Lineage: Eukaryota; Viridiplantae; Streptophyta; Magnoliopsida; Brassicales; Brassicaceae. The record is from the annotation of a GenBank genome assembly.
AUGAUGGCAUCACUUUUGGAUUCUGUAGUAUCUUAUUUGCCUUCAGUCUCGGCCUCUGAUCACGCCUCUGUGGUUGCACUCAAUCUCUUUGUUGCACUUCUUUGUGCUUGUAUUGUCCUUGGCCAUCUCUUGGAGGAGAACCGAUGGAUGAACGAAUCCAUCACCGCCUUAUUGAUUGGACUGGCCACUGGUGUUGUCAUUUUGUUGAUUAGUAAUGGAAAAAGCUCACAUCUUCUGGUCUUCAGUGAAGAUCUUUUCUUCAUAUAUCUUUUGCCACCCAUUAUAUUCAAUGCAGGGUUUCAAGUAAAAAAGAAACAGUUUUUCAGGAACUUCGUGACUAUUAUGCUUUUUGGUGCUAUUGGAACUGUUAUCUCUUGCACUGUCAUAACUCUAGGUGUAACGCAGUUCUUUAAGAAAUUGGACAUUGGGACCUUUGACUUGGGUGAUUAUCUUGCAAUCGGUGCUAUAUUUGCUGCAACAGAUUCCGUGUGCACACUGCAGGUUCUGAAUCAAGACGAGACACCUUUGCUUUACAGUCUUGUAUUCGGAGAAGGUGUUGUGAAUGAUGCCACAUCAGUUGUUGUCUUCAACGCAAUUCAGAGCUUUGACCUCACCCACCUUAACCAUGAAGCCGCUUUUCAAUUUCUUGGGAACUUUUUCUAUUUGUUUGUCCUUAGCACCUUGCUUGGUGUUGCGACCGGUCUGAUUAGUGCAUAUGUCAUCAAAAAACUAUAUUUUGGAAGACACUCCACUGACCGAGAGGUUGCCCUCAUGAUGCUCAUGGCAUAUCUUUCUUAUAUGCUGGCUGAGCUUUUCGACUUGAGUGGUAUUCUCACUGUGUUCUUCUGUGGUAUUGUGAUGUCCCAUUACACCUGGCACAAUGUAACCGAGAGCUCAAGAAUCACUACCAAGCAUACCUUUGCAACAUUGUCGUUUCUUGCGGAGACAUUUAUCUUCUUGUAUGUGGGAAUGGAUGCCUUGGACAUUGACAAGUGGAGAUCAGUGAGUGAUAGCCCGGGAACAUCAGUGGCAGUGAGCUCAAUCCUAAUAGGUUUGCUCAUGCUUGGAAGAGCAGCGUUCGUCUUUCCCUUGUCGUUUCUUUCAAACUUAGCCAAGAAGAACCAAAGCGAAAAAAUCGACUUCAAGAUGCAAGUUGUGAUUUGGUGGUCUGGUCUCAUGAGAGGUGCUGUAUCAAUGGCUCUUGCAUACAACAAGUUUACAAGGGCUGGAAAAACGGAUUUGCGCGGGAAUGCAAUCAUGAUCACUAGUACUAUAACAGUCUGUCUCUUUAGCACCAUGGUGUUUGGUAUGUUGACAAAACCACUCAUAAGAUUCCUUUUGCCGCACCAGAAAGCCACCACGAGCUUUUUAUCUGAUGGUCACACCCCAAAGUCCAUCCAGAUCCCUUUGAUAGACCAAGACUCGUUCAUUGAGUUUACAGGGAACAACCACAAUGUGCCUCGGCCAAAUAGUAUACGUGGCUUCUUGACACGGCCAACAAGAACAGUGCAUUACUACUGGAGACAGUUUGAUGACUCUUUCAUGAGACCUGUCUUUGGUGGGCGUGGCUUUGUCCCUUUCGUGCCUGGUUCUCCGACAGAGAGAGACCCUCCUACUGAUCCCAGCAGUGUUUGA